This is a messenger RNA of Parastagonospora nodorum SN15, 2553 nucleotides long. RefSeq lists its product as hypothetical. The transcript has 3 exons. Bases 1 to 2553 code for a protein of 850 amino acids. The record is from RefSeq and is a predicted model, not a curated record. NCBI's taxonomy places the organism in Eukaryota, Fungi, Ascomycota, Dothideomycetes, Pleosporales, Phaeosphaeriaceae.
AUGUCACUACAUAAUUUCUUUGCCGCAGUCUGGUUCGCAUCAAGUACUGCAGCGGCAGUGUUCCAUGGUCGUGGUAGCGCGAAUUAUAGUGGUGAGAUCGAUCCUCUAUCUUUGGUUGCUCCUUCUACAGAUCUACCAGCAGUAGCAUCAUCUUCAAGAGGCCCAUACCUGGCUGGUGCUCAGAGCAGCGCGUCCGACGAAUAUGGUUACGCGCACCCAACUGGAGCGCGAUCGAGUGGAUCGGCAAUUUCAAUCAACUCGAACACUACACAACCAGUAUACAAUGCGUCAAUCAAGCCCAUAUCGCCCGACUCCGGUUCCUGGACCGAUGCCACACUACUGGAGCCAACUCGUAACUCAAACGCAUCAUGCACCAUCAACAUCCCCAGUGCAAGUAUCGAUUACUGGUACCCGGCCACAUACUCGCAUCCGGUCGGUACGAUAACCUCACAAUAUGCAAAUUUCUCGGAAGCGAUUUCUUAUACAUUAAUACCGGCGACUAAGACUUUCGACGUUGCCAGUGCUCUUGUCUCUGACUUUGCCUGCACAAUGGCUUACUCUCCGUUACCGGGGACGGACUGGACAUACACGUUCUGUCUGAAAUACAGCGAAAAGCCCACAGCGGCCUCGACAUCACUCGUAUAUAGAACAGCGGCCGCGCCGUUCCCUCCUGGCGGCGUCAUUCCCAUGUCAGAUGUUGGCUCAUAUGACAUCUAUGUCGACAUGCCUUUAGCGACACGCACCGUUACCAUUGCGCCUAAUAGUACCGUUGAACAAGUUUCGGCGACCCCGUUUGUUUACUUCACUGCAUACGAAAUUGAGCAUGCAAGCUCCACAGAAACCGUCAAAUUACCAUCUGCUCACGUGUAUCCGUACUGGGUAAAAGACGUUCAGCAUGAAGCUUCAGCAUCAGGAUCCCUUCCAGAGGGAUUUAUGCAGCAGAUCACUCAAACAGACUGUGACUCCGGACAGCUUCUGGCCACUGUAGAGGUUUUGAUUGUCGUAGACCUGUACUAUGUAAAUCUCCCCAAUUGGAAUCCAAAUCUGAUUCAAUUUGAGUCGACAGCCAUUGGCUGGGAUGAUCCGCCGGUCAACUUCAACAUCAACAACGACGGUACAACAGAGGGGAUGCCCUUGACCAUUGAUGAUUGGAAUCUUCCUGGCGAUGUAGCCCAGCCAACACCACAUCCCAACAAUCGUCCCAGUGCGGACUCUGUUCAAGCAACAGCAGCCAGUAAUGUCAACACCAACCAACGUGGUCCUAAUGGUAACGAUGCGCAAAACCAGAAUGUACCUCAGCCAACUAAGGUUAUUGUGGGCAGCGUUGGGUCUUUACCGGUAGUCAUCGAACCGUCAUCUGUGAUAGUCAUCGGCUCGCAAACACUGCAACCAGGAGGACCAGCAGUCGUUGUAGGAGGUGUAACUCCCAUCUCACUAGUCCCUUCCGCUACAGCUAUCAUAGUGGGCGGUUCAACCACUUUACUGCUACCGCAAGUGUUCGACAAUCCUCCACCACGACCUCCGCCAGUGCUGACGAUAGGGUCCUCAACAUUGACAGCCAAUGCUGCCACCCAAUUCCUCGUUGCACCGGGCCAAACUCUAACACCAGGCGGCACGGCGACUGUUGAUGGUGUAGUAGUCAGCUUGGCUCCCUCUGCAUCGUUUGUGGUCGUCGGUGGUUCAACCCAAUUCUUCCCAGUCGCAGGCCCCGAAUGGACAAAUGUCGCUACACAGCGACCUGAUAUAGUCAUCGGCGGAACUACCAUCGUCGCUUUACCCUCGGCGAAUAUCCCGGUCGGGGACCAGAACAAUGCCAAACCUGGGCCCAGUUUUGUCGUUGAGGGACAGACGCUUGCACCCGGAGGCGAAGCCAUUACUGUCUCAGGCACUACCAUAUCUCUUCUAUCCGGAGGUUCUUCAAUUGUAAUUGAUGGCGUAACUUCAGCAGUCGAAAAUCCUCCAGUAUCGAAUGCCCAGCCCAGCAUUGUCAUUGGCAAUAGCGUCUUCUCUCAAAUCUCGGGAUCUGGGAGUGCAUUUGUCAUUGCUGGCCAGACACUGGUUCCGGGAGGAGAGCCAAUUACGGUUUCUGGCACAGUCAUUUCCCUGGCACCUUCAGCAUCGUUUGUGGUAGUAAACGGAGUGACUUCCACAUUGGCCAAUAUCGCGGCUGCUCAAGACACUGCUGCUCCGCUGAUUACCAUCGGCAAUAGUGUUUUCAAGCCGCUCCCUGGCACAGGAAUAACUUACCUCAUUGGCUCCUCCACCCUUACGGCCGGGCGGUAUUAUCACGGUCGCUGGCACCACCAUUUCUCUGGCCCCUGGCGCAACAGCAAUUGUUGUCAACGGGCAGACGAGUUUCCUCACCCCCGGUACCCAGAAUACACUCACCAAUGCGCCUUUACUCACCGUUGGUUCGCAGACAUAUACCGCCGUAUCUGGGACUACAUAUGUGGUCGAUGGGCAAACGCUUACUCCAGGCGGCACGAUUGUCCUCGGGUCGUAGCACAACCACCGCACUCUUCCCAGCAACCACAACGCCUAGUCAAAGGAUGA